Messenger RNA from Sinocyclocheilus rhinocerous, 944 nucleotides. Its product is annotated as Y-box-binding protein 2-A-like. The record is from RefSeq and is a predicted model, not a curated record. The transcript is spliced from 8 exons. Bases 105 to 944 code for a protein of 279 amino acids. Gene Ontology annotation, molecular function: nucleic acid binding. NCBI's taxonomy places the organism in Eukaryota, Metazoa, Chordata, Actinopteri, Cypriniformes, Cyprinidae.
UCGAGGCUAUCCUUCCUGAAAGGGAAUCGGGAUAAAAUGUUUGAGGUGGACACACAAGUUAAAGUUUGGCGAGUCGGAGGGAAAGGGUUAAAUCCAGAGAGAAGAUGAGCGACACAGAGGCAUCUGAGCAACCUCAGCCCGAGAGAAAAGUUAUCGCGACAGGUGUGCAGGGAACUGUGAAAUGGUUCAAUGUGCGCAAUGGAUAUGGCUUCAUCAAUAGAAAUGAUACUAAAGAAGAUGUAUUUGUUCAUCAGACUGCAAUAAAAAAGAAUAACCCAAGAAAGUUCCUCAGAAGUGUGGGGGACGGUGAGGUUUUGGAGUUUGAUGUUGUCGAAGCAGCUAAAGGCUCAGAGGCAGCAAAUGUGACUGGUCCAGGGGGUAUACCUGUCAAAGGCAGUCGAUACGCCCCCAAUAAACGAAGAUUCCAUAGGCGCUUUUACCCCCAUAAUGCACAACCUGCUGAAGGAGAGGAGAAAUCUGGGGGGGCUCCAGCAGGGCCCAUAUCUGAGGGAGAGGGCAGUGAAGAGAAAGGAGCCCCUCGGCCACAUCCUCGGCGCCAGCGCCCACGCAGAAGACCUUUUCAGCCACAAGGCGAGGGAGAAGCUGGAGAGAAGAACGAGGAAGUAGAUGGUGCCCAGCAGAGGCCGCCACCACGCAGGCCAUUACAUCCUCACCCACUCCCUGGAGAGGCUCAACAGACAGUAGUCCCUGCAGAAGAGCAAGAGUCCCCCCCUAAAGAGAGCCAGACCAAUAGGGAGCAGACUGAGGGGCAGCCCCGGAAACCCCGCAGACAGUUCAGUCGGCGCAGACAGAAGAAAUCUGAAUCUGGUGCCUCUAAAGAUAGAGAUGAUGAUGGGCUGCUGGUACAGAGGAGAGCAAAAGAGCUCAGCAAUGGAUGCUUUUCUCUCCAUGUCCAUCUUCCUUUUUUUGGAUUUAUGGUCUGA